Choloepus didactylus (southern two-toed sloth) is the source of this 820-nucleotide messenger RNA. Its product is annotated as proteasome activator complex subunit 3-like. The record is from RefSeq and is a predicted model, not a curated record. Lineage: Eukaryota; Metazoa; Chordata; Mammalia; Pilosa; Megalonychidae. Gene Ontology annotation, cellular component: proteasome activator complex; cytoplasm; nucleoplasm. Gene Ontology annotation, biological process: regulation of proteasomal protein catabolic process; regulation of G1/S transition of mitotic cell cycle; positive regulation of endopeptidase activity. Gene Ontology annotation, molecular function: endopeptidase activator activity.
AUGGCCUCCAUGCUGAAGGUGGAUCAGGAAGUGAAGCUCAAGGUUGAUUCUUUCAGGGAGCAGAUCACAAAUGAGGCAGAAGAUUUGGUGGCAAAUUUUUUCUCAAAGAAGUUGUUAGAACUUGAUAGCUUUUUGAAGGAACCAAUCCUAAACAUCCAUGACCUAACUCAGAUUCACUCGGACAUGAAUCUCCCGGUCCCUGACCCCAUUCUUCUCACCAAUAGCCACGAUGGACUGGACGGUCCCACUUAUAAGAAGCGAAGGUUGGAUGAGUGUGAAGAGGCCUUCCAAGGAACCAAGGUGUUUGUGAUGCCCAAUGGGAUGCUUAAAAGCAACCAGCAGCUGGUGGACAUUAUUGAGAAAGUGAAACCUGAGAUCCGGCUCCUGAUUGAGAAAUGCAGCACGGUCAAAAUGUGGGUGCAGCUCCUGAUUCCCAGGAUAGAAGAUGGGAACAACUUUGGGGUGUCCAUUCAGGGGGAGACAGUUGCAGAACUAAGGACCAUUGAGAGUGAAGCUGCAUCUUAUCUGGACCAGAUUUCUAGAUACUAUAUUACAAGAGCCAAAUUGGUUUCUAAAAUAGCUAAAUAUCCCCAUGUGGAGGACUAUCGCCGCACAGUGACAGAGAUGGAUGAGAAAGAAUAUAUCAGCCUUCGGCUUAUCAUAUCAGAGCCACGGAAUCAAUAUGUCACCCUACAUGACGUGAUCCUGAAAAAUAUUGAGAAGAUUAAAUGGCCCCGGAGCAGCAAUGCAGAGACACUGUACUGAGGCCAGGGCCAGGGCCAGGGGACUCUGUGAGUCUGGCUCAAGACCAACAUUGCCU